AUGGGCACGCCGGCGAAGGAGGGGACGGCAGCGGCGGUGCCGCAGAUGAAGCUGCUGGUGGACAAGCGGUCGCGGCGGGUGCUGUACGCGGAGGCGCGCAAGGACGCCGUCGACUUCCUCGUCGGCCUGCUCCGCGUGCCCGCGGGCCUCGCCGCGCGCGUCAUCGCGCGCGCCGCCGCCGAGAACGCCGACGACGCGCUCGCCGUGCCGGGCUCCCUCGGCACGCUCUACGCCGGCGCGCGGGCCCUCGACGACGCCUUCUUCGUCUCCGCCGCCCCCGUCCGCGACGCGAUCCUCUGCCCGGCCCUCCCCUCCGCCGCGCUCAAGCUACUGCUCGGCGGGGACGCCUCCGCGCUUCUGGCGCCGGCGCCGUCCCCUCCUCCUCCGCCUCCCCCGCCGCCGCCGCCGAAGCGGUUCUUCCGCUGCGCCGGACCGUACGGGACGUCGUGCCGCGGGAACCCGACGAGCGUGACGGACGUGGCUGGCCUGCCGUGCCCGGUGUGCCGGCAGCCGAUGACGGUGGAGAUGCGGUGGAGCCCUGGAGACGCGCACGGCAAGCUGGCGCAGGCGGCGGCGCAGGAGGCAGCGGCGAUGGCGAAGGAGGCCACGACGGAUGUCGGCGGAGGGUACGUGAAGGAGGUGGUGAGCUACCUGGUGAUGGACGACCUCACCGUGGAGCCCAUGUCCACCAUCUCCGCCAUCAUGCUGCUCAAGAAGUUCAAGGUAGCGGACUGCUCUGCCUUGGAGGAGCUCACCGUCGACCUCGGCCACAAGGAGGCCGUGCUGCUGCUCAAGGCGGCGCUGGAGUCCACCACGGCGCUCACGGACGUCUUCUGCGGCGGAGUCUCCAUUGAUAGGCUCGAGUGACAAAGCGAGAGCGAGCACGUACAAUGAAACACGACUACACGACCUACUAUGUAGAUAACGAAAUUGUACGCAAAUUUCAAAUAUGUGAAUGCAUUUCUAAGUAUAA
Molecule: messenger RNA, 973 nt
Organism: Lolium rigidum
Lineage: Eukaryota; Viridiplantae; Streptophyta; Magnoliopsida; Poales; Poaceae
Exons: 1
Coding region: 1-867 (288 amino acids)
Source: RefSeq, a predicted model, not a curated record